Messenger RNA from Lates calcarifer (barramundi perch), 5559 nucleotides. It is a transcript of the gene ncoa1, whose product is annotated as nuclear receptor coactivator 1. Lineage: Eukaryota; Metazoa; Chordata; Actinopteri; Centropomidae. Gene Ontology annotation, biological process: cellular response to hormone stimulus; positive regulation of transcription by RNA polymerase II. The record is from RefSeq and is a predicted model, not a curated record. Gene Ontology annotation, cellular component: nucleus. Gene Ontology annotation, molecular function: nuclear receptor binding; protein dimerization activity.
CGCGUGCGCGAGCAGCCCUGUUUGUUUGUGUUGAGAGAUUGGAAAUGGCGGAGAGCAGAGACCAAAGCGAUAACUUGGGUUUGCAAACGCGAGUGCGCCGUCAUUGAAACACAGAAACCACCCACAAGUAAUUCUCGGAGUUACUUACGAUUUGCUACUGCCGAUGGGAUAUAAGUCGGACACAGCGAAAAAGGGAUUUUUGGAACAAGGUUUGGAUUUAGCAAGGUGGUUAGCUGGCUAAGCUAACCGUGCUAGCAGCUUGGCGUUAGCUAGCUUCAAGUCGUGUGUGAUUUUAACCACGCAGGCUUGUUUGUCAACAUAAGCUGACGUUAAAUUGCCAGCGAGCCAGCUAACACACAACUUUUGCUCGGUUUCCAAGCUAACCCACCUCAGUUUAUAACAUGAUCGCCGCAGCUGACCGCAAAAUGAUCAACCCAAAGUAACAGUGGAUAAAAAAGUCAGACAUCUGACUAUCCUUGUCGCCAGCAAGCAGUAAGUUAAGCUGGUUAGCAGAGUGGGCUAACUGGCUUGUUUUACGCACAGUCUAAGCUGCCGUUUGCAUGGGAAUUAAUCAUCCUAGCGUGACAACUUACGACCAGACCCCGUUGGCAGGAUCAUUAUUAACAAGUUAAACGGACGACAAAACAGCCAGAGGCCAACAGGCUUCUCCCCGCACCUGGGAUGGUGCCGUGUGACAGAGUGGCCGUGGAGCCAUAACCCCACCACCACGCUCCAUCAUCUCGACUCUAAGCUGUUUUCCCACCACUGAUCUCGCCCCCUCCACCCCCUCCUCCCCCCUCCCCAGCCUCCCUUCCCUCCCUUUAGCUUUGCUCUGAGCCCUGGACAAGGCCACCACAGCCACCACAUGACUCACCCACUGGAGCCCUAGAUCAAGUCAGUUGAAGCUGAAAAUGAGUGCAGUAGGGGAAAGCCCCCUGGACCCUGCCACGCCAGAGUCACGCAAGAGGAAGGGCUCACCAUGCGACACAUCAGGGCAAAGUCUGGAGAAGCGGAGACGGGAGCUGGAGUGCCGCUACAUCGAGGAGCUGGCUGAGCUGCUGUCGUCCAACAUGGGCGACAUUGCCAGUCUCAGUGUCAAGCCCGACAAGUGCCACAUCCUCAAGAGCACUGUGGACCAAAUCCAGCAGAUCAAACGGCGUGAGCAGGAGAAAGCAGCUCUUCUGUCUCCAGAUGACGAGGUGCAGAAGAGCGACAUCUCCUCCAGUAGCCAGGGGCUGGUGGAGAAAGAGGCACUGGGGCCCAUGCUGCUAGAGGCCCUCGAUGGGUUUUUCUUCGUCGUCAACCGGGAGGGCCGUAUCGUCUUUGUUUCGGAGAACGUGACGAGUUACCUUGGAUACACCCAGGAAGAGCUGAUGACCUCAAGCGUCUACAGCAUCCUCCACGUGGGAGACCACAAUGAAUUUGUACGCAAUCUGCUGCCCAAAAGCCUCGUAAACGGUGUACCGUGGCCACAGGAACCUGGCCGAAGGAAUAGCCACACCUUCAACUGUCGCAUGCUGAAGAGGCCGCCGGACGAGGUGGAUUCAGAAAAUCUGGAGGCUCGGCAGCAGUACGAGAUCAUGCAGUGUUUCACCGUUUCCCAGCCACGGGCCAUGCAGGAGGAGGGAGACGACCUGCAGAGCUGCCUGAUCUGUAUCGCCUGUCGGAUACCUCGCACCCAGCCUGUCAGCAGUGAGUCUUUCAUCACAAAGCAGGACCCCACAGGGAAGAUCAUCUCCAUAGAAACUAGUGCUUUGCGAGCGACAGGCCGGCCUGGCUGGGAGGACCUGGUCAGGAAGUGCAUCUACGCUUUCUUUCAGCCGCAGGGUAAAGAGCCCUCCCACGCCAAGAAGCUGCUGCAUGAGGUGAUGACCCACGGCAGCGCCAUCAGCCCGCUGUACCAUUUCACGUUAAGUGAUGGCACCCCGCUCAGCGCUCAGACCCGCUGCAAGUUCUGCUGCCCCCCCAACCCUGACGUACAGCCCUUCAUCAUGGGCAUUCACACUAUUGACAGGGAACACAACACUGCUAGCUCUCAGGAAAACACUAACCCCAGCCUUCCACCGACCCUCAGCAGCCUUUCCCAAACUCCCUCCCGCUCCCCGACCCUCCCCCCCAGCAGCAACUCAACCCAAGGCUCGGGCCUCGCCGCCUCGGGCCUUCACCCCAACAACAGCAACGCCUCCUCCCACGGACAUAACCCAGCCACACCCACAGGCUACCUGACGCCCAAUCGGACGUGUCCCCAGCAGGUCAACAGUCCCUCUCCUUUGAGCAGCCCACUCACAGCCACCCCUACCUCUUUUAUGUCGCCCAGGAUGCCACGGGCCAGCCCUGGGUUAGGGGGAAGCCCUCGGGUACCGGGGAACCCCUUCUCUCCCUCCACACCAGGCCUCCAUUCCCCAGCCGGGGCGCUGAGCAGUGGAGGCAGCCUCAACCGGCAGCAGUCUGGUGGUGAUAGUGGCAGCGGUGGGUCAGCGGGGUCUUUCUCCCUGUCCUCUCCUGUCCCGCAGAGACAACCCAGUACGCCCACCGGCUCCUCCACUCGGCCUCCGUCGGCAAAACCCCCAGAGGGAGGAGAAGGAGGGGGAGAGGACUCUGUUAAAGCCCCCCUUCCUUCUUCCUCACAGCUGGGCACCCCCAGACUCAAUCAGCUCCUGGAUAGCAACGGGGCAGCGGUUGAAUCGAACAGCAACAGCAUCCACUGCACCUCAUCACCUCAUCCUCCAAAGCCCGCCCCCGCCCCUCAGUGCCCCGCCUCCCACAGUACUCUAACGGAACGACACAAGAUCCUCCACCGGCUGCUCCAGGACAGCAGUCCCAACGACGCCUCCACCGCCGCCGAGGACGGAGUCAACAAAAACGAAGUCGAGAUCAAGAAGGAGCCGCCCGCCAGUCCGGCACUCACCACAGCACCUCCAAAGUCCAGCUCCAGAGAGCCACAGGACCACCAGUUACUCCGCUUUCUCCUGGACACAGACGAGAAGGACUUGGGCGACCUGCCUCCUCCGUCUGCUCUCAGCCUGCAGACGGUUAGAGUAAAGGUGGAGAAGCGAGCCAGCGGGGAGGGGGUGCCCUGCACGGUGUCCACCGUCGCAGCGGGAGGUGCAGCCAAACCCGCAGGAGUCUCCAGCAGCUCGGCCUGCAUCAGCCCCAUAUCGAGUCCAGUCGGGGAGAACCGCCGAGACAGCCGCAAGGACAGCAGAGACUCCACGAUGUCUGGUGGCCCUGUUGACAUGGACCCUCUCACCCAGCUGCUGCCUGGCCUGAGAGGCCCAAGUGGGGCCAAACAGGGCAGCGAGGAUUCAACAACCCCUGGAGGAGGCCCCAAGCUCCAGUCUCCGGCCCCCCAGGCCCAGCCCCCAGCUCAGCUCCAGUCCCCCGUGCCUCAGCUCCAGUCCCCCCUGUCCCAGCCCCAGUCUCUCCCCCAGUUGCAGUCGCCGUCGCCCCAGCUCCACUCCCCUUCCCCCCAGCUCAAACUGCAGUCGCCCACCCAGCUCCAGCCCGGCGAGGCCAGCACUCCCCGCAACGUAAAUGUGAAGAGAGAGCCUCCCGGCACUCCUAACAGAGGGCUCAGCGAUGGCGGACCCCCGUCUGGUUGCAGCCUCCAGAGUCAGUCGUCGUUCGACUUCUGCAGUCCCCCCACUCCAAGCCAGACGCAGGCCCAGGGACAGGGAGACCCCUUCCAGACCCCGAAAGACAGCAGCCCCUUUCCAGAGGCGGAAGUCAUCAACCCGUUCAGUUCAAGCACUGGCCUCACCAAGAUGGACGUGGGAGACUCCCAGUUCCAGCCCCUGGCUCUGUCUGACACCUUGUCUUUCGAUGGUCUCGGCACCCCUCUACAGGCUCCGUUGGCAUCACCACAAGAGCAGUGUGUGCCCUGUACGCUGGACGAAGUGCUCGGUCCUCCGACCACGCCCGAAGGCCGAAACGACGAGAAAGCUCUCCUGGAGCAGCUCGUCUCCUUCCUCAGCGGGACUGAUGAGAGAGAACUGGCUGAGCUGGACAAGGCCCUGGGCAUCGACAAACUGGUACAGGGUGGCUGCUUUGACCCUUUGCCUCAAAACUUCCCAACCCAGCAACCCACUGCCUCCCCAGUUUCCAUGGACCCUAAACUCCCCACCUACUCCUCCCAAUUUACACCAGCUCCUCAAGCUCAGUUUCCUCCAGAGCUAGCCACGGUGGGGCCGCAGGGUGUGGGGUUCGGAGCCCCUCGGGGGGCUUUCCCCGGUGGGACGGCCAUAGGCCUGAGGCCGGGCAUGACGCGACCGCAGGGGAUGGGCACUCAGAUCAGGCUGCCACCCAACCAACUGCGCCUGCAGCUGCAGCAGAGACUGCAGGCCCCGCAGCAGCUCCAGAACAGGCUGGCAGGCAUAAAUCCGUUUCCUGCAGGAGCCCAGCACGUGAACAUGGGUAUUCGUCAGGGGAUUCAACAACCUCAGAUGCCCUCACAACAGCCUCCACUGAAUGCCCAGAUGCUGGCCCAGCGUCAGAGGGAACUCUACAGCAUCCAGCACCGCCAGCGCCAGCUUUUCCAGCAGAAGGUCAUGCUGAUGAGACAGAACAUAGCAGGCGCUCCGACCGGAGCCGUGGGGCCCAUCGGAACUGCCAGGGUCCCGAAGGGUCCCCCCACAACGCCUCAACAGCAGCAGCAGCAGCAGCAGCAGCAGCAGUUCAACUUCCCGCCAGGGUACACCCCGAUGACGGGAAACCCCCCUACCUCACAGAGUCACUUCAGCCCCAUGUCCGGGGGUCCUCUGGACAACAAACUGUCCGGCAGAGUUCCUCUGAAUAACCAGACGCUGAUGGGCGGCGCGCAGGGCCAGUUCAGCAGCACCGUGAACUCCUCAUUGCAGCAGGGCCUGUUUCAGCAGUUUGGAGGGACUGCUAUGGUCCAGCAAGACCCAUCCUUCCCUCCUGAGAUGAGCCCGACCAGCCCGUUGUUGUCACCUCAGAACUCAACUUCCCAGAGUCCUCUGCUUCAGCAAGCCCCGCCUCCUGGCUACCAGUCACCAGACAUGAAGAGCUGGCAACAGACGGGCAUGAGCAGCAACAGCCUGUUCAGUCAGUCAGGACAGAGUGCAGGGCAGGCGUUCGGCCAGCAGGGGGUUUACAACAACAUGAGCAUCACCGUCUCCAUGGCUGGAGGCUCGGGCGGCGUCGGCUCGUUACCUCCCAUGGGGCAGCCGGUUGGCAUGAGCAACAGUAACCUCAGCAACGUCGGUUCAGUGUGCAGCGACCAGCAGGUGCAGCAGGUUCAGGUGUUUGCGGACGUCCAGUGCACAGUGAACUUGGUUGGCAGCGACUCCUACCUGAAUCAGGGCUCCAUUGGCGCCACGGCCGCCCAGAAGGGCCCCGGACCGCAGGGCUCCCAGAACAACCAGGCCCAGCAGAAGAGCCUCCUCCAGCAGCUGCUCACCGAGUGACACCUCCCCGCCCCACCCCGUGGUUUUAUGGUUUUUUUCGGCUCUCCUACUCCCUUCUACUUCUCACUUCUAUAACGCCUCCUCCUCCUCGGAGGUCAGUGCACCAGACCCAUUGCUGUCUCUGUCUCACCUU